Messenger RNA from Mycetomoellerius zeteki, 1298 nucleotides. Its product is annotated as venom acid phosphatase Acph-1. The transcript is spliced from 7 exons. NCBI's taxonomy places the organism in Eukaryota, Metazoa, Arthropoda, Insecta, Hymenoptera, Formicidae. Bases 89 to 1291 code for a protein of 400 amino acids. The record is from RefSeq and is a predicted model, not a curated record. Gene Ontology annotation, biological process: dephosphorylation. Gene Ontology annotation, molecular function: phosphatase activity.
AAGUUCUGAAUAUUACGAAAGUAAAAAUUUUAUCGCACACAUUUCAUCACAAAUAUCUGAGAUUGAUUUACGCCGUUCAAUUUAGAAGAUGGCAAAAUUUCAUCGUCUCCCAAGCAUUGUGUUAAUAUUUAACUCCUGCUUAUUAACAUCAAAAACUUUUAUAAUGUCUGAGACUAUAAAGCAGCAAGAUGAUGUAGUGGAUGAUCAUUUGACGUUACGAUUAGUCAGCACGGUGUUUAGACACGGCGAUCGUACAAUGGACAAGCAAAUGAAUCGUGAAUCUUAUCCAAACGAUCCAUAUAAUGGUCGUAGUUUCUACCCAGUUAGCGACGGAGACUUAACUAAUAUUGGCAAGAAAAGAGCGUACGAAUUUGGGCUGCUGUUAAGAAAAAAAUACAACAAGUUUCUCGGGGAUUUGUAUUAUCCACCGAAUGUCUACGCACGUAGCACGUGGGUACCUCGAACCAAGAUGACCCUACAAUUAGUCCUUGCGGCGCUUUAUCCGCCUGUCGAAGUUCAAAAGUGGAACUCGAAGCUUUCUUGGCAACCAGUAGAUAUGAUAUAUUUUCCAUUGGAUGAAGAUUAUCUGCUGUUUUCAAUUAGAUGCCCUAUAUACAACGAUAUUUACAAAAAUGUGCUACAAAAUGCAGAAGUGAAAAAGAAAAUAGAACAGUUUGACGAUUUGAUGGAGAUAACGUCAAAUUAUACAGGAACUAAUAUUACAAAUCUCCUGGGCCUUACUCGUUUGUAUAGUAUUUUACAUGCAGAAUCAUCUAUGGGAUUAGAUUUACCUAAAUGGACGCAAGACAUAUUUCCGAAUGGCCAACUUUUGAAUGCGACUCUCUUAUUCUUUGACCUACUUAGUUACGAUCAACUAAAUAAUCUUAAUGGAGGUGUAUUAUUAAAUAGAUUAAUUGACGACAUGAAUAAAGUGAUCAAAGGAACUCUAAAUCGCAAAAUUAAUCUCUUUUCCGCACAUGACAUGAAUGUGUCUGGAUUGCUACUUGCUCUAAAUAUUUCCAAACGUCAUUUUCCAGAGUUUACGAGCAGCGUUAUUAUAGAAUUACACGAAAGAGAUGAGAAGUAUUUUGUCAAAAUAAUAUAUUACUUAGGUAUUCCAUCGAAAAUGUUAGAAGUUAGCAUUCCCGGCUGUGAAGUAUUAUGUCCAUACGAUAAAUUUAUCGAAUUAACUAAGAAUACAACUAAGACAUUUAAACAAUCGUGCAAUUAUCCAGAGAAUCAGAAAGUAGACAAAUCUCGUACUUUCACACCAUUUAAUGAUAGUAUUUGAAAAUGAA